This is a messenger RNA of Trypanosoma theileri, 540 nucleotides long. Its product is annotated as putative retrotransposon hot spot (RHS) protein. The transcript has a single exon. The annotation marks the transcript as partial. NCBI's taxonomy places the organism in Eukaryota, Euglenozoa, Kinetoplastea, Trypanosomatida, Trypanosomatidae. The record is from RefSeq and is a predicted model, not a curated record.
AUGUAUAUAGAGAAUAAAAAACUAAGGGAUCAUAUUACUGCAUUGCCCGCCUACAAGAAAGUAGAGACUGCAUACAAUCUUGAAAAAGCAGGAGUUUACUAUCUGCAGCAAUGGGAUGAAUUCACAGACAAGGAGAGUAUUCUUUUAAUGGCAAGGGGGAUUCUGAAUGCAGCUCUUAAUAUAGCAAAGGGGAAGGGGUUUGUUUCUCAGGAUGCUACAUCUGUGGUAGUGGAAGGUGUAUAUGAAUCUGUGUAUACUGCGACAUGGCACUAUGUGGAGGGUGUUGGUGGUAGGGGAUUCGGUAUGCAAGUGAAAGAGGGCCAUCCACCGCAACUGUGGACAGAGAAUGAGGUGAUGAAGGGUUCUGUAGAGGAUGAUAAUGAUAAUGAGAAACCCGAGGAUGGACGUCUGGAGUUGAUGCUGCUUACCUCCAAGAAAGGAUGGUCAUACACAGGGUUCAGUAUGAGGAAGAGCUGCGAUAUUUAUGUUAACAAGGAGGUGAUGCGUGUAUGGUAUAAAAUUCUAAAGAAUCUGGAUGAG